This is a messenger RNA of Megalops cyprinoides (Indo-Pacific tarpon), 5371 nucleotides long. Its product is annotated as centrosome-associated protein 350. The coding region runs from base 1 to 4515 and encodes 1504 amino acids. NCBI's taxonomy places the organism in Eukaryota, Metazoa, Chordata, Actinopteri, Elopiformes, Megalopidae. Gene Ontology annotation, cellular component: centrosome. The record is from RefSeq and is a predicted model, not a curated record. The transcript is spliced from 11 exons. Gene Ontology annotation, molecular function: microtubule binding. Gene Ontology annotation, biological process: microtubule anchoring.
AUGGGUGUGUGGAGUGAGCUGAGCGGGUUCUUCGGCCGUGGUCAGCUCCAGAGCCGGCUGUCCUUGGCCAUUUCCCAGCUCUCCCUGCGGGAGGAGGAGCUGCGAGCCCGGCAGCACAGCGCCCUCUGCAGGCUGAGGGAGGAAGCGCUCUGGGAGAAGACCCAGGCAGAGCUUGCAUGGCUGGAACACCGCAGACGGUGUCUGGGCAAAGGGGAGGAGGGGGCUCUUGCUGACAUCACCAGGAAGCAGGAGGAAGUGGUGAACAGAAUGCGUCAGGAGCAGGCGGAGAUCCGGCACUGGCGGAACUUGUACAGGUGUGGCCGGCAGCAGAGGAGGGUGCUCCUGCGGCAGCAGAAGGAGGUGCUGGAUAUCCGGAGGUCUGCAGCGCGGGUCAUGCAGGACCUGCAGCAGGAGGGAGAGGCGCGGGCGGGGCAGAGGUGGGCGGGGCCUGCAGAGACACAUACCUCGCCAGGAGAGGGCGCUGGAGCGUCCCCAGCGCAGCCCCGUGGGCGCGGUCAGAGUAUGGGUGGCCCGAAAGCCAUGCACCCUCACCCCACACAGGGGCACAACCCUCACCUGCAGCUGAAGGGUUCGGAGGGAGAGGAUCCAGUGCAGCAGCUCCACGCGGGCCACGCCCCUUCUCCCACCAGGUGGCCACCUCACCCGAGGAGUCCACCGACGGGAGGCGGACAGCACCACCUGUGGAUGUUUCUGGAACCCAAGACCAAGACCAGUAUCCAAGACCACAAGCAAGACACUCCCCAGACAGACAGCAGGGGUCAGUAUUUGGAGUGUAGUCAGGUAUGUCCCAGAGUGCAACAGGAGUCCAAAAACCCUCUUCACCCUGUAUGCAACCGAGCGGUGGAGAAGAGAAAAGCCUUGCCAAGGCAUCAAAAAGAUGACCACCAACAGGAAGGCUCUUACACCUCUAAACAGGAUCUAAGCAGGCCCAAUGCAAAGCCUAGUGCCACAGUGGACACAAAAGCCAGCAGCAAGCGGCCCAGAGAUGGGGGCCCAGGCGGGGAACCUCUGCAGGACCACCUACAGAACCCGGAGGGAAUGUUUCUGUCGAAGACGGACUUGGGUCUGAGAAGGCUUCUGUCCUCGGACGACGUGUGGACCUGGGGGAAGCGGAGGACCAUCCCGGCAGAAAUGGCCCCGGUGGAGGAGGACAUCGUCACGGCGACCCAGCCCAGUUACCCCAGCUCCUCGCCCAGACACCCCCAGAGCAAGAGCGCCAUUCCUCCGCCCCCUGAGACCGGCCUCACCGAGGGGAGAUUCAGGAGCCAGGGAGAGUCUCUAAAUCAGCGUGAAACCAUGGCGAUGACACCACACAAGUCCCAGUGUGAUGCCCAAACAGACGUUAUGACGGAGAGACGGGCACCGAAAGCACCUCUCCUGGGCCUGCAGGAGGGGUCUGGCUCCUCUGAGAGGGUCAGCGAGGAGGAGGACUCAUCGUCGGCUGAAGAUUCGUCGUCCUCGGGGGGGCCGCUCAGGGUGCGGUCGCUGCCCAACUCCGCCGAGGUCUCGUGGAAGUCUCAGAGAAGCGCGGGCUCGUUCUCGUCUCUCCCAGAAUUCCAGAGGGUGGCUGCGGUGUGCGUGAACAUCUCGGAGCUGUCCAUCUCCUCCUCCGAUGUUGAGGAGGACCUGCCUCUGGACGGGGAGGACAGAGAUUGGGACAUGCCGGACCACGACAGCCUGCAGAGUCAGGGGAGACUCCCGGGCGCCUGCUCCGAGGUCUGCACGACUCCGGCAGUGGGUGGCAGUGGGGGGUGUGUCACCAGCAACGCCGCGACUUGCAACAUUCAAAACAACGAGUGGUCACCGAAUGCGCUGUCGUCCAACAACAACUGCGAGAUCAUGCCCUUCUCUGAUGUCACACAAGCUGGGGACCUCCAGGGUGUGUCCCAGCUGGGCUCUACUGGGACAGGGUACCAGGGUGCUGAGGAGGUGGUUCGGACCGAAGCAUUGUCCCCUGACGCAGUUAGCCCUGUACACGACACCAUGGCCCCGGUCACAGGCAGCAGGGAAACGGACAGUUCCUCUGCUGAGGACAGCCUUUCAGAGACGGAGGAGAAGUAUGAGGCUCUCUCCUCCUGCAGCGAAGACCUGACCUCCUCUGAGGACGAUGGGGCUGACCCACAUACAGCAGGAACGAAAGCCAGCUCUCUGGUCUGCCUGGGAAAGCAUGAAACUGCUCCCCCAUCACACCCCUGCAGUCCAGCACCACUGGGCGCCAAGCUGCAGGAGGAAAAUCCGCUCUCCCCCUGCACCGGCGCAGAGUUCAGCCAGCCCCCCCCAGAGAUGCAGGCGCAAAGACGGAAAUGUGGCACAGAUAAACUGGAGGAUUUCAUGUCUUCCUGGAACCCCCCAGCUCCCGAAGAGGCUCUGUCUGAGAUACUGUCCCCGGUGGAUGAGAUCCUGUCUUACGGCAGCGCCGAACUCCCUCCACCAAUAGCGUACGAUCUCCACCUCCCUCCCCCUCCCCCUGCCUUUGAGGUCAUCACGUGGACGAGCGAGGAGGGCUUCCCCCCACCCCCUGAUGAUCUGGGCGAGCCCCAGAAUGAUGGGAACCCUCUGGAAGACCCCUCCAUUAAGAGUGAAGAGUUGCCCUCCCUCUCAGACGAUCUGCUCGUCCCAGGAAAUGCAGGGCCGCCUGCAGCUCCCACAGACCGAGGAGCCCUCUGGAAAGCAGACCUCCCUGCACCCGGUUCGCAGGUCAAAGGUCACUCUCUGAUUGAAUGGUUACAGGAAGGCCGGGUGAAGGACAGCUCUGAGGACGCGAAAUCGCCACUGCUCGCUGCUCUCUCCACGGCGGAGGAGGACGGGGGCAGCUCGGAACCGCUCUCCUCCUUCCGCAUCGGCGACCACGUGCUCGUCUGCAACUCCAAGCCCGGACGGCUGAGGUUCAAAGGGACGACCGCGUUCGCCUCUGGCUACUGGGCCGGCGUGGCGCUGGACUCUCCAAGUGGAAACCACGACGGAUCCUUCCGGGGGGUACGCUACUUCCAGUGCGAAAAGAACUGCGGGGUGCUGGUCAGGGCGGAGGACAUCUCACACCUCCCCGGGGAGCAGGACAGUGACCUGGAGACCAGGGUCGACGACGACCCCUUUUCAGAUGAGGAGCCUCCCAGCGCAUCGAAACCCCGGCGAGAAGGUGAAGAGGGAGGUGCAGGGAACAGACCGGAGAGAGGCAGCCCAAAGCAGGCACCACCAGAAGAAGGAUCUUCAACUCCAAAACAGACAUGUAGAAACAGUGGUUUCCUUCAAGAGCCUAACAACAACCCUCUGCAGAUCCCCAACGGGGCCUGUGAGGACGUCUUUAUCUGCGGGGUGUCAUCCGCACCCCCCUGCUGUGGCUGUGAGCCUGAUGCAAACGCAGCCCAGCCACUAGGGGGCGCUGAAAGCGAGGACUGCACCGUGAGACACACUGCUGUGUCUGACCUGCAGGAAAUACUGCACCCACAGGAUGAGUGCUGUGCUGAAGGUCUCGGAGGACACAAGGACGCCUCGGAUCUCCACGCGGACGCAAGGGGACCAGCCACCCUGUCCUUCCUCUCCCUGGAGCAGCCAGCCCACUCUGGGGAGGAGAAGGUCACCUGGUCAGGGUGGAGUGAUGCACAUCUCCAGGUCACACAGGUGGGGACAGUGGGAACCAUCGGCAGGUGUGGUGGAGAUUUAGAGUCCCUGGUGGAAAGGCUGAUGGGAGAGCUGCUGAAGGAGGUGGUGAAGGAGGCCGAGGAGGUCAAGAGAAGACGUCAUGGCAACAGGGGCUCCCCUCAGGAGGAUAGCCAUGUUCCAAACUCUGAGCAGAGGAGGAGUGAGGGCAGUCAGACCAGAGCAAGUCCACUAUGUUUCAGUGAUCAGUGGCACUGUUCGCUGGCCUGCGUGACUCAGCCCAAGGUUCGAGUGCAGCCCCACGACCCCGGGGUCAUCCACAGGCUGGUGGGGGCUUCAGUGAAGGCCCUAUGGGGUCAGAGGGGGGGUCACGUGACCAUCAGGGAUGCACCUGCUUACCUGGUUGAUGAGGAGAGUCGCAGAGCUUACAGACAGCUCAUAUUUGAUCUGACCUCUGACAUAUUCCAUGAGAUGGUGAAGGAUCGGCAGAAGACUGGCGGAUCUCCAUGGGAAACAAAGGACCAAUUAUCUCUUUCUAUCUGCUCAGGCAAAACCUCUCUCAGAGACAUCAAGGUCAUGAUUCAGACUGAGGUUCGGAGGAUUCUGAACCUGGAUUGCACGGACGCAGAACUGCGGGAGACACUGCAGAAACUGUGCAAGUACCGGACAGCUCACAGAGACAGGGUGGACUACAUCCUGAUUCAGGAACUCCAUAAGGAUGAGAUGCAGUGGGUGGACUACAGCCUCGACCAGCUCCAUGUCAAAAUGCAACUGACUGAGGAGAUUUUCGACAUCCUUCUGCAGGACACAGUCUCAGUUCUCAAUAAAAUUUAUGGAGCGCCCUCUGGUGUCAGUCCUCCAAGCCCACAAUCCUCUCAGUUAUCACUUAUACCCUAGUAAUGUAGCUCAAGGGUGAGACAGGGUCUAUCCACCCAUCAUAAAGUGACUCUCUUAACUCAGAUCUCAACAGACUGUUUCACCUCAUUGUUUUUGAACUCAGUGGAACAAACUGUUUCCUUUUCCAUGAGUGGAGACUGAUUCUCUCUGCACUUUUCACAUGUGCUGUAUAGGGAUUGAUUAAGAAAGGCAGCAAAUUACACAUACAAAAGUAAUCAAUAUAAUAAAUGUGAAUAUAAUACUUUUCCUCAAAUAUGAUCUGAGGAAUAUAAAUUAUACCUUUUGUUUCCUUCAUAUGUAGAAAUGCAAUUGAUAUUAAGGAGGCUGUCGUUGAAUAUAGGCAAAAUUCCUCCUUUUGUGAAACAGAUAGUCACAGACCCCACCCUGGAACGAUCUGGAAUCCACUCUUCUUCCUCGGGACACAUCUGCGGCCUUGCUCUGCUGGAAAUCAGCUGCUGUUCUCAAACCUCUCAGGAAAGGUGGCUCACUCUGUGAAGCCAUUCAGAGUUCCAUUAUAUCUCUGCGUAAAUGUGACAAUCCAGUUUUUGACACAGUGCAUGUAAGUCUCUCACAACGGUCUGUGUCACUUCAUGCCAAAAUCAAGGGACGUUCGCUCAGGUGAUUUCCAGCCUACUGAUGGAUUAUAAGGGUAUCCUACGAAAUGAGGUCUCUGCAGCAAGCGGGCAGCCUGAGCUGUGACACAAUCCCACAGGAGUUUGGGAAAUGUUUGUGCAAACAAGGGUUUCUCCCCAAAGUUCCCCCGAGUGUUAACUCAGAACAGAAAAUAUGUCAUGUUAUUUCUGUUAGACAUAAAUUGAAAAAAUAUGAUUAUUGCCAUUACAGUGAUUGUCACAGA